Molecule: messenger RNA, 678 nt
Organism: Cucumis sativus (cucumber)
Lineage: Eukaryota; Viridiplantae; Streptophyta; Magnoliopsida; Cucurbitales; Cucurbitaceae
Product: probable steroid-binding protein 3
Exons: 1
Coding region: 61-366 (101 amino acids)
Cellular component (GO): membrane; endomembrane system
Source: RefSeq, a predicted model, not a curated record
UGAACUCACAAUUUCAAGUGAUGCAAUCGUGUCUUGUGGUCAUCAAUUUUUCCCAACCUAAUGGAGCUUAAGCUUACUCCUCAGCAACUGCUAGUCUAUAAUGGCAGCGACCGAUCGAAGCCUCUGUAUGUGGCUUUGAAAGGCUGCAUCUACGAUGUCACAAAAUCCGUUUUAUUGUACGGCCUUGGUGGGUCUUACAACAUGUUCGCUGGCAAGGAUGCGAGCAGAGCUUUGGCCAAGAUGAGCAAGAACGUAUCGGACAUCACCUCGUCGCUCGUGGGCCUUUCUAAGAAAGAAAUCAGUGUUCUCAACGAUUGGGAGAAGAAAUUUCAAGCUAAAUACCCUAUUGUUGGCCGAGUUGUUUGAGUACUUAAGUACAUACAUCAUGAUUCUUAAAUGAAUAACUAUAUGGAAAUGUUAAAAAACAUUUGUGAGAUUUGCACAAUUAAAAUGAUGUGGAUGUACUACUCUUUGAUUGAAGGAGGCAUUCAAUUAUCACAUGAUUCUACUAGGGCAGGAGAGAGUUGGAGCUUCACUCUUAUAUUGUUGUAAUCAAGAGGGAAAAGGAAAUUCUAUUUUUAGUUAUUGUCAAGGAAUGCAAAACUUUAACUUAAAAAAAAAGUAUGCAAAACAUCUUUUUGCUUUUUAAAAUGAGAUGAGAUUUAUGAUUACUACUUU